CAGCCACUCCCCUCUAACCUGUCUCACCAACUCACAUCUAGAAGCAAUUUCUCUCUCUCUCUCUCUCUCUCUCUCUCUCUCUAUCCUUCUCUCUCUCUAUCUCUCUCUUUCCUUCUCUCUCUCUCAUUCUAUCUCUCUCACAGAGAGAGAGAGAGAGAGAGAGAGAGAGAGAGUCAAAAGGCUACAUAUAAAACCAAGCUCACCAAGUUUUUGCAAGGGCCGGCCUUAAUGUACUUGUAAACAAACAAGAAAACAAAAACCAUUUGCAACAGCUAUAGCAGCAACUAUAGUUUGUAGCUACUUGUAAUUCCACUCAAAUGGGAAGGUCUCCUUGCUGUGAGAAAGCUCACACAAACAAAGGAGCAUGGACCAAAGAAGAAGAUGAUCGUCUAAUCUCUUAUAUCCGAGCACACGGCGAAGGCUGCUGGCGAUCGCUCCCGAAAGCCGCAGGCCUUCUACGGUGCGGCAAGAGUUGCCGCCUCCGCUGGAUCAACUAUCUCCGCCCCGACCUCAAACGCGGCAACUUCACCGAAGAAGAAGACGAGCUCAUCAUCAAACUCCAUAGUCUUCUUGGAAACAAGUGGUCUCUGAUAGCCGGGAGAUUACCAGGAAGAACGGAUAAUGAGAUAAAGAACUACUGGAACACUCAUAUAAGAAGAAAGCUUUUGAACAGAGGGAUUGACCCUGCAACUCACAGGCCAAUCAACGAGGCAGCAGCUCAGGAUGCCACCACUAUAUCUUUUGCUGCUUCUGCUGUGAAAGAAGAAAAACCCACAAUUGGAAUAUUUGGGGGAUCAAAAGACAUGACCAAAAUCCCUGACUUGAACCUUGAGCUUAGGAUUAGCCCUCCUUGCCAAAACCAGCCCCACGAUCAUCAUCAGCCAUUGAAGAUCAGUACAGCUGGUGGGAAGAGUUUAUGUUUUGCUUGCAGCUUGGGAUUGCAGAAUAGCAAGGAUUGUAGCUGCGGGGCUGCUAGUAUUGGUGAGUAGCAGUGAAAUUGAAACUGGGUUGAUUUGCAUGUGUAACUGAACAGAAUGGGAGAGAAAUGAGAAAAAGAGAUUGAUAUUAGUUAGAAAAUCUCUCUAAUUUUCUCUAAUUUGUAUGAUUGGUAAUGAAUAGUGAUAAUAUAGUACCAGUACAGUUGAUCAUUAUUGCUCAAUGUUUUCCCUCUAUUGGUCUAUUCAAUGUUUUCUGUUUUUAUU
This is a messenger RNA of Corylus avellana, 1202 nucleotides long. RefSeq names its product myb-related protein 308. NCBI's taxonomy places the organism in Eukaryota, Viridiplantae, Streptophyta, Magnoliopsida, Fagales, Betulaceae. The record is from RefSeq and is a predicted model, not a curated record.